UCCAAUUAUAUCAAUGUAUCUCUCAUGUGACAAAUGUCCGAGAGUUCUCGCCAUUACUCUCAGACCCCUCACCUUCACUCCCUUCCUCUUCCUCAUCUUCUCAGCCACAGAGGGUUGAACCCACCGCCUCCAGAAUCUACUCCAAACCCCCAAAUUUUAUCCCAAACCCAAAGAAGCCCUGAAAUCCCAAUUCGGUUUCACAGAAUCGGGGUGGCCCGCUGGUCAAACAGCAGUUUGUGAAGAAUUCUGGGGUGGCCCGUUAUUAUAUGUACCAACACAACCGCUGCCAUUGAGAAGAAGAUGCCUCGUGCAGAGCGGUUUGGGAUAUCUAUGCAGCUCAUAGAAGAAGAAAAUCGCAACUCUCGGGCUGAGAGGUGAGGAAAGCACCGAGCCUGCACCAGCGUGCACCAGCUCAACUGAAGGUUGAAGGUUGCGUUCUCAUGGCAAAAAGCAAAACUGAAGGACUCUAAGCUUCCAGAAUGUCAAUUUGUAAAACUUUCGGUUGUUCUGGCAAGUUUUGUUGUAGUUGCAGGUUUGCGUUGGAUAUAGGAUAGUCAUGGAUCAGUUCAAAGCUUGGCUAAUGAUAGUUUCAGAUCUUGAUCUUACAAUGUUUGGUGUAUAAAAGUGGGUUUUGAUGUUUCGGCAGGCAUUGGGAAAAAGAAAAAACAAAGAAAUUGGUUUUCGCUCAAUGCAUAGUUAAUCUUAAAAUACAGUUUAUUAAAUUGGGUUCAUGAUAUAUGGGUGGUAGCACAUUAGCGACGUCGACUCCUGCAAGGAAGGGGCUGAUGAGAGACUUCAAGAGGCUGCAACAGGACCUGCCUGCAGGGAUUAGCGGGGUGCCCCAGGAUAACAAUAUAAUGCUGUGGAAUGCUGUUAUAUUGGGGAGAUGCAGUAAGUUGGAAAAAUGCUUAUAUUUCUUAUUUUUGGAACUCUUUAUCUCAUUGUUUCUUGAGUAGUUUUCUGGAAGGAAGAAAAGAUGGGCAUUUGUUUGAUCAUGUAUAUAAGCAUCUGAUAGUAAAUACAUACAGAGUGCUUCAUAAUUGAAAGGAAAUAGAAUGAUAUUUUCAGCUGCCAGUGCCUAAACCUCUAACAAAAUGGAAACUUUUGCCAAAACAAAAGGUUGAACAAAAAUAUCUCCAGGAUCCCCAUUUUUUAAUGGCGCUGUUAAGGUUUUUGUCAAUUGUUAUUUACGAAGGUUUUGACUGUUUGUGCUGGCACCAAAAUAAAGUUUGUAGAAGGUUGCUGACCGAUGAUAAAAGAGAAGCAUGUAGAUCAUGAAAAAUAAGAGACGGAAGUUCUGAAGUGACGACCAAGAAAGUUUAGAAGUGUAAUAUAGUUGUAAACAGGAAUGUAAACCAGGGAUGAAAAAUGUUAAUAUAAUUCUGAUUCUAGAUGACUCAUUUGCGAAUUUUAUCUGAAUUUGAAUAAUUUUUUUAUCUGGGUGUACAGUUACAUCUGUGAUUUGUUGUUUAUGUGGUAAAAAAAAAAAAGAUGGCUUUAUACUUUUUUAUGAGACUUAAUUUUGAGUUUUGAAUUUGAGUUCUCAUGCAAGAAGAAAGGCCACUUGAGUUUUGAUUUCCCCUAUAUUUUCAUUGUUUCAUUUAUACAUCUGUUGGAGGAUUGGAGGGGAUUGAGAGGCAGAUGAGUGAGAUUUCUGAUGGUUACACAGAAAUAAAUGGUCUCUCACAUAUUGAGCCAGAUUACUCUUGGUUUGGCAGCCCAAGAUUAUGCGAUGGUGCUCAAUUUGGAUUUGUUGCAUAGCUAGAAAGAUGAUCUUGCAGUAAUUGUUGAAGACAAUUAUAUGCCAAGGUAUUGAUUCUUUCGAAUCCCAGCUUAAAAAACAGUCAAAUUUAUAUAUAUUUUGCAUCAUUAUAUUUAGUUUACUUGGGUUAGGUUAAGAUUCAAGAGAACAGCCUACUACACGGGGGGAUAAAUCUUUCUUAUAGCAUGCAAGCAUGCAUAUCCAUAUAUAGCAAGCAAAGUUUCACUUUGUUGGUUCUUAGGCACUAGAUCGUCUUUCCUUUAGCUUGUAAUUAGCUGCUCAUGAAUUCUUGACAUCUUAUUUUCUUCUUCUUAUUGGGGUGUUUUACAGCCCCGUAGAAUUUUUCAAGGAGCUUCCUCAAUUUGUUGUCAGGCUGGUUCAAUUUUUAGUAAUAUUUAUGGUAUAGAUUGGGAAAACAAACUUGAGGUAUUAAUUUUUCAGAGAUAGUUUACACUUGAAAUUAGCCGUGUUUUUAUGUCUUCUUUAUACUUGAAAUUAGCCGUGUUUUUAUGUCUUCCAACAUUCUCUUCUUGGAGUUAAUCAGUCCUGUGCUCAUGAUUUGAGUUCUUAAUUUUUCACGCAAAAGAGUUGCAGGCAAAUGUUUUGUAUUUGAGCCUGUUACGAGAGAGUUUUUUCUUUUGCGAAUUGUGAAUACAUUUUUGCAAUUGCAUUCCCCUCCCUCCAUCCUCCAUGGUAUUCUUUUUUUUUUUUUUUUUCAGUCAAUCAGAGCAGACCGCACAUAUUUCAUCUAAUUACAAUACUCCUAAUAACCUAAUCAUCUACCUUCAAAACAUUGGAUGAGAAGUCGUACUCAGUGCACAAGGCUCCCGCUUUACGCAGGGUCUGGGAGAGGUGAAUGUCGGCUAGCCUUACCCCCAUUUAUGGAGAGGCUGCUAAUUUUAAUUUUGGCUUUUAAAUUUGGGUUUUGGUUUUUAAUAUUUAUAUUUUUGUCCAAAUUUGAUGGUAUGAAAGGGUUCGAUGAUUUCUGAUUGUAUAAAAAAGUUGUGUGGUUCAAAAGAUGAUAGCAUUUUGUGAAUUAGGAAGCAGUUGCUAAGUGAGGAUUCUCCGUUUCCCUUUGGAUAGAAAAUAAUUAAGUGAAAAUGCAUUGAUUUGGUUUUAAUUUUCCUGAUUUCUUCAACAUGUGUAUUAAACUAAAGUGAAAUGCUUAUUUCGGCGUAUGUAUAUUAAACUCAACUAAAUGGAAAUGUUCAUUACAUUGCAUGUGGUGUGUACCUUGUGUUUUACAGACCUAUGCUUUCUGUGCUAAUUUUUUAUUGUUGUUGGUGUAAAUAUUUAUAUUAAGUACUAGCAAACAUAGUGUUUUUUUGCUCUUGCAAGGGAAUUGUCUUUUUUCCCCGGUACUUUUACAAGGAUUUAGAAUGGGAGUAAGUGUGUUGCAAAUUGCUCUGUUCAAUAGAAAUAUGGACAUGCAUGAUGGAACCGAUCACAUAUUUGGACCCUAUUCUUGGAAGAUGAUUGCAUUAUUAAAUAAACUGCAUAUAAUUGGUUUAGAAUGUAGACAGUUUUGAUUACAGUGCUGGGAUUCAACUUUCCUUUGGAUAAGUUCAUACCACUUCAGGCAAGUACUUAAUUUAAUUAAACUAAUUAGGGGAGUAUGAAGUCGAGUUCGUUUUUCUGUUUCUUUAGUUCUUGCCAUGAUAAUCUAUUAUUUUACUUUUUCACUCUAUUUUACAGAUUUGUUCGAAAUCUUUCAGGAAGAAAGAAUGAGGCGGUUAAAGCGCAAAAUGAAAGUUUACUUUUAUGCUGCUAGGCUGGAUUACCAGGCACAGUUGAGGGAGGUGACAUUGCAGGAAGAGAAUGCUGUAUAUGAAAGCACAAUAUCGUGUGAAAAUAAAAUACAGGAGAAAAUUCAAGAAGAAGAUUUGCUGAAGAGGAAGUUAAUGGAGAUGGAAUGGAAGAGAAUGAAAGGAAUUUGAGAUAAUACUUUAGUCUAAAGAAGGAUCUCAAAUUGCACUGUUCAAAUGAAUAGUGUUUGGGUCCGAAUUUCAUUUUAUUAACAGCCAUACCAUUGCUUUAAUGAAUGGGCUUUGUGGGUUUGGGCUCCGGGUGGGGUUUGUUUUGGUUGGCUAGAAUUGCUUUCAAGGGUGACCUGCAGAUUGGAGAGAGAGAGGAGGGCUGCGAAUUUUGACUCGGGAAGAGAUGGAUGUGCUUUGGUCAGAGCGUCAUUGGGGGGAGGAGGACAGAGGGACUGACAGAUUGGAGAGAGAUGGGAGCUAGGGGUUUCAACUCAGUGAGGGAGACAUUUAGCUGGGUCCUCUGCCAGGACCUAUGGGAUUUCCUCCGAUUUUGUCGGGUUAGCCAGUCAGGAAGGGGUUACUGAGGGAGGUAUGGGAGAGUUUGUUUUUUCGGUUUCCUCCCUUGAUUCAAAAGGACUUCUUUACUGUUUACAAGUCAACCCCACCAUACCAAAGUACAAGACAAGCGAAGAUUUGAUGAAUUUCAAUUGUUGGAGAGAAGUUGGUUCCUUGGCAUUUUCAGUUAAGACUCGUGCAUUCAAGUCCUGUAGCAAAGCGCGGGCAUAUUUUUGAGCGUAAACUAUUUGUAAGAUAGAAUAUAUCUCCUACUGUAGUCCUGCUAAACCAUGGAAACAACUUACGUACCUAACACGGUAUUCCCCGGCCCUACGCCUAUCUCAGUUCACACCUACUCCAUCAGAAAGACUUCAAAGGAAGCAAGUCAAGCCAACAAAAUAUCUCCCGUGGAAGAUUUAUCCCCGACAUUAAAGGCAGAUCCUUGUCUAAUUCAUUUCUGCAAUGUUUUAAUAUCACUGGUUACAGUUAAAAGAAAACGACCCAAGACUUCAAAAGUCUGCAAGUCAAAAAGACUCCAAAGGGACAAAAACAAUUUAAGGCCACCACACCAAUCCUUGAGUUCAUCAAACACUUUCCUUACUCGGCUAGCAAAAAUGAAAACUUUACAAUCUUUUGGCCUCCUAUUCUUCUUCACUAUCUGUCAUAUUGUCACAACUGGAGUCUACAGCCAGUGUCUUAAAGACCAGCAACUGUCAUUGCUCCAUUUGAAGAACAACCUCACAUUUGAUGAUCUUGGUUCUCUGGUUUCCUCCCAGUUUGUAUCGUGGGAUUCAAGUACAGACUGUUGUUCUUGGAUCGGUGUUACUUGCAGUAGCAACGGGAGUGUUGUUGGUCUCGACAUUAGCAGCCAACACAUCUCGGGUGGCAUUGACAGCUCCAGCAGUCUCUUCGAUCUUCAGCAUCUUCAAAGCCUCAACUUGGCCGAUAACUCUUUUGUCGAAGGCUCCCGCAUUCCAUCUGCAAUUGGAAAGCUGACAAACUUGAGGUAUCUAAAUUUUUCAGAUAAUCAUUAUUUCGGGAAAAUUCCCUUUGAGAUUUCACGCUUGACAAGGUUGGAGAUCCUUGAUAUUUCUCAAAGUUCCUAUAAUGGGGACCGCAAGCCACUUGAAAUCUCGAAGUUCAGCAUGCUCUUUCAGAACCUCUCAAACCUGACGGUGUUGAACUUGGACGGAAACAAUAUCUCUGCUCCGGUUCCAGGAUUCUUUGCCAAUUUUUCAAAGUUGACUACCUUGAAUCUAAGUGAUUGUGGGUUACGAGGAACAUUUCCGAAGCAGAUCUUUCAGGUACCUACUCUACAAACUAUUGACCUUUCCUUGAAUACGGAACUUCGUGGUUCCUUGCCAGAAUUUCCCAAGAAUGGAUCUCUUCGAUCCUUGAUUUUAAGCGGGACAAGCUUUUCAGGGUUAUUGCCCGACUCAAUUGGCAACCUCAACAUGUUGUUCACACUAGACCUUUCCGAAUGUAAUUUCACUGGAUCAAUCCCGAAGUCAAUUGGAAAUCUAACGAAAUUGGUUGAUUUGGACGCGUCAUCAAACAUGUUUAAUGGUCCAAUUAGUUCUAUUCACUGGGAAAACCUUAUUAAUCUGGUACAUCUCUCUUUGUACGACAAUCAUCUGGUGGGGAGCAUUCGGUCAUCUCUAUUUUCUCUUCCCUUGUUGCCGUACUUAUUACUUUCUGAUAAUAAUUUCUCUGGGCAACUCCCUGAAACUUUUAACGUCUCUUCUAGUUUUCUUACUUCCAUUGAUUUGAGUUUCAAUCAUUUGGAAGGACCAGUUCCCAUGUCUAUCUUCAAUAUUCGAGGGCUUGAAACCCUCACUCUUUCUUCAAACAAUUUCAGUGCCUUUCCUUUUAAUUGUCCUCAGCUGCCAAAUCUGACGGAGAUUGAUCUUUCACACAAUAGCUUGAGAACAUUCCCAGUUUUCUUAAGAAAUCAAACCUAUUUAACAAAGUUGGAUCUUUCGGAAAACCAAAUUCAAGGCCAGCUACCCAAUUGGAUAUGGAAGCUCGAUUCUCUUGAUUACCUAAAUGUUUCUCAUAAUGCCUUGGAAAGUCUCGAAGGUCCUUUCAUCAACCCCACAUCUUCUAUGUCUAGGCUUGACCUUCAUUCAAACCAGCUUAAGGGGCCAAUUUUAAUUGUCCCACCAAAUGCCGAAUAUCUGGAUUACUCAAAGAAUCAUUUCAGUUCUAGUAUUCCAGUAUCAAUAUGCUAUGCAACAAGUCUUCUCGCUCUUGAUUUGUCCAGUAAUUCUCUGAGUGGUGAGAUUCCCCAGUGCUUGGCUGCAAUGAGCAGACUCGUGAUACUUAAUGUCAGGAAAAACAACAUUACUGGAAUGAUUUCUAAUCUUGAAUUUCCUGAAAAUUGUGAGUCAUUACAAGCUCUAGACCUCAGCCAAAAUCAGAUUGAAGGUCAAUUUCCAAAGUCUCUAGCCAGGUGCAGAUGGUUAAAAUUUUUAAACCUUGCAGAGAAUCAGAUAACAGACACCUUCCCAUGCUUGUUAAAGAACAUCUCUGACUUGAGGGUUCUUGCUUUGCGGUCCAACAAUUUCUAUGGGGGCAUUGGAUGUCCAGUAGUGAAGACCAAUGCCACCUGGUCAGCUCUUCAAAUCAUAGACUUAGCUUACAACAAUUUCAAUGGUGAAGUACCAGGAUUCCCUCUGACAACAUGGCAAGCAAUGAAGGGUAACAGAGAUAUUAGUGAUUCUAACUAUAUAGAGUUAUCUUCUCUUGGGCAUGGGCAUAUAUCCACUUCUACGAGUGCGGCUCUAAAUCCUAAUGAACCUGCGUACGGUGAUCGCGCAGUGUUUACAUUUUCUUAUGAGCCUGCUAUAACGAUUACAAGCAAAGGUUUAAAGUGGGAUCUGGCAAAGAUUAUAAGUGUCUUGACCUUGAUUGACUUCUCAUGCAACAAUUUCAGUGGGUCAAUUCCCAAGGAAAUGGGAGCUCUGAAAUCUUUAUAUUUUCUCAACUUGUCGAGUAAUGCUUUCACAGGUGAAAUCCCAUCGUCAUUUGGUAACAUGCGACAACUCGAGUCCUUGGACCUGUCACAUAACAAGCUGAGCGGGCAAAUCCCACAACAGCUGGCAAAUCUUAGUUUCCUUGCAUUCCUGAAUCUCUCGAAUAAUCAACUUGUCGGCAAGAUCCCAGCUGGUACUCAAAUUUCAACAUUUCCAAGAGACUCAUUUACGGGGAACAAAAGGUUAUGGGGGCCUCCGCUGACGGUGGAUAAUAAAGCAGGACUGUCACCACCACCAUUAAAUGGAAGCCGUCCAAAUUCUACAAAUGAGAUUGAUUGGGAUCUUAUUAGUGUCGAAAUUGGAUUUGUAUUUGGCUUUGCAGUUGCUGUUGGGUCACUUGUGUUCUUCAAGAGAUGGAGUAAAUGGUAUUACAGGGCUAUGUAUAAAAUCCUUGUGAGGAUAUUCCCUCAGCUUGAAGAAAGAAUUGGUCCUCAUCGAAGACAUGUUCACAUAAAUCAGAGGUGGAGACGUUGAAAUGUUUAUGAGGAGCAAGCAGCUGGACUCCAUGUUGUGCCUAGGGUAAGAUCCAACAAAUAAAGUACGGUUUCACAUUUUGAUAUAUAACUUGUGUUGUAAUUAGGUUUGGAAGUUAUUUUGUAUCUUUCUGCAUUAUGGUUAAUAAAUUUUCCUUGUAUUAUCGAGGUUUCUUAAAAAACGAAAAGAACAAGCCUACUAACCAUGCCUUAUGCGCACAUUUCGAAUUCCAUUUUAACACUUUUCUAGGAUGGACACUCAAACACAUGAGCAAGGAAAAAGGGUUAUCAUGUUGUUUGAAUUUGUGAUGCAUUAUAUCUUUUAUCUGUUGGUUUUGCACCCUUUUUUCUACCCUGUCUAGUUUGCUUUCUUUGGAUAUCGAAAUCAGUCGAGAUCAAGAGUCAACAAGGAAAUGGAUACACAUACGAAAUCAGUAUUGAAUCAAACAAUUUUAAUUAUUUAUAAUUCUUUUGUUUGUUCUCCCUUGUUUUGGCUUUGGUUUGUGAGAAAAUUAGCUCUUUUCUGUUGUGUGUUUGUACACAGUCUUUGAUUUUAAAUGUUUGCUCUGUUUUUCA
Molecule: messenger RNA, 8158 nt
Organism: Malus domestica (apple)
Lineage: Eukaryota; Viridiplantae; Streptophyta; Magnoliopsida; Rosales; Rosaceae
Source: RefSeq, a predicted model, not a curated record